CUUCCGGAACAUAGCGAAAGAGAGAGAAGAGAGAAAGAGAGAGUCCAAAAAGCUCCAAAAUUUUUAAUGGAUGCUUCGAUCUAAUGCCCCUUCAGUUACAAAGAAACCUCACAGAAACAAACCCAUUUAUUUGGGGUUGCUUGUGUGGAGGGAACUUAGCAUUUGGAACAUUUAAAAAGUUGUCUCUUUGAGGUGAGUUUCAUGGGUUGAACUCAAAAAACAGUUAUGGGUAACUUGAGUGAAGUCGAAGAAUGCCGAUUUUUUGACGCCUCUGAGGAUAUUGCAUCAAUUUCUAAUGCAAGUCCUGAGAGCAAUGAGAUUGAUUCUUGCUAUGGUGGUGAUAAUUUGGUUGGGAGUAGUUUUCAAUAUGAUGUUUGGGUUAGGAGCCCAAAGAGUGUUCAGGAACGGCGGAGUAAAUUCUUGGACUGGAUGACGGAAAGCUUAGAUCAAGCAUCAAGUGAUAGUUUUGUAGAUGCAACUAAGGUUGGUAGAAUUAAUGGGAGUAGUGGGGCUGUGUUGAGAGCAUAUGGGUUUGAAGAGGAGUUUCGGUCAAGCCGGUCUUCAAUGUCAUGCUGGUCUAAUGAUAAUGUGGAUUUGCUAGAGGAGAAUUUUGUAUGUAGAGAUGGGAAUUUGGGUGGGGGGAUGGUGACUGAUUUGGAUGAAAUGGGGCAGGAUGGGAAGACAAGUGAUGGUCAAGAAAUGGACUCAGAGAACAAUUGUGGGUCACUGUGCUCAUUUCAGCAACACUUGGAUGAGGGUGUAGAGAAGGCAGACAAUUCUGUGGGGAUAGUGAAGAUGGUUAAAAAAGGGUGGUUAAAUAGAUUGCUUUCCCUAUCUUGUGCUAUGGAUAAACAAGGGGAGGCAGAGAAAUUAAGACCCAAUGAAGAUGAUGCACUUUUAUGGUCUAGGGUUCAGAGAGUGAAGGUGCGACAAUGCAAGAAGAGAUUGAAAGAACUUUCAGCUCUUUAUAAGGGGCAAGAAAUCCAGGCCCAUGAGGGUUCAAUAUUGACAAUGAAAUUCAGUCCUGAUGGGCAGUAUCUUGCAAGUGCUGGGGAAGAUAGGGUUGUGCGGUUGUGGCAGGUGGUGGUGGAUGAGAGAUUGAACGAACAAGACAUUCCAGAAAUUGAUCCUUCUUGUAUAUACUUCACAGUGAAUCAUCUCUCUGAACUGAAGCCUCUCUUCCUGGAUAAAGAGAAAAUGAGUAUAUCGAGGACCCUGAGAAGAACAUCAGAUUCUGCUUGUGUAAUAUUUCCUCCAAAAGUCUUCCGGAUAUUGGAGAAGCCAUUACAUGAAUUCCAUGGGCACAGCAGCGACAUAUUGGAUCUCUCGUGGUCGAAAAAUAAUUACUUGCUAUCGUCUUCAGCUGAUAACACUGUUCGCUUGUGGCGAGUUGGGAGUGACCAUUGCCUCAGAGUCUUUCCGCAUAGUAAUUAUGUAACCUGUGUUCAGUUCAAUCCUAUCGACGAUAAUUACUUCAUGAGUGGCUCAAUAGAUGGAAAAAUUCGCAUUUGGGCCAUUUCUGAUUGCCAUGUUGUUGAUUGGGCUGAUGUAAGAGAUAUAGUUACUGCUGUUUGUUAUCGUCCAGAUGGCCAGGGAGGAAUUGUUGGAUGUAUGAUGGGCAAUUGUCGCUUUUACAGUAUGUCAGACAAUCACUUGCAACUGGAUGCUGAGAUAUGCUUGCAUAGUAAAAAGAAGUCCCCCUGCAAAAGGAUAACUGGAUUCCAAUUUUUGCCACAAGACUCGAGCAAAGUAAUGGUUACUUGUGCUGAUUCACAAGUCAGAAUCCUUCAAGGGCUUAAUGUGAUUGGCAAAUACAAGGGUGUUGCAGGAAACCAGCUAUCUGCAUGUUUCACCUCAGAUGGAAAGCAUAUGGUCUCUGCAUGUGAGGAUUCCAAUGUAUAUAUAUGGAAUUCUAUUGAUCAAGAAGAGCCUGCCACUGAAGCAAAAAAUAUUAGGUCUUGGGAGCGUUUCACUACCAAUGCAUCCAUUGCAAUACCUUGGUGUGGCUUGAAAUGCAGGAACCCGGAGAAUGAAUGGCAAUUUAAUGUCUCUGGCGAUGAUUCUGCAGAAAUUCUUUCAUCGUUUUCUCCUGCUCGUUUCAAUCUGAGCCAAGAAUAUUUCUUGGAGUCUUUUCCAAAGGGAUCUGCAACUUGGCCUGAAGAAAAGUUACCUGCAUUAAACCCAUUGUCUUCAACAUCUCCAAUGCAUAAAUCCCAAUAUAAAUUCUUAAAAAGUUCAUGCCAGAGCACAUCCAGUUCUCAUGCGUGGGGUCUAGUUAUAGUGACUGCUGGGUGGGAUGGAAGAAUUAGAUCGUUCCACAAUUAUGGAUUACCAGUACCUGUUUGAAUUUCUUGCAGAAUGGCAGUGCCUUCAGAGAGUCAGAAUUCACUCCACUGUUGAGCACUUUACGCAUUGAGUGCCCACUAAAAUUGACAUUGAAUUUGGCAGUGUCAGCAGUGACAAGAAGUUAGGGUUUGAAAGCUUCAUGAGCAUGUGCACUUUGAUUGACGUUUGAGAAUUCAGGUUUGGUCCUCAGAUAUCAUAGGCAUACUGCGAUAGUAGGUCAUGACAGGUGUUGAUGUUUCCAUGGCUGUGACGUAAUCCAGCUUGGUUUCAGCUAGUGGUUGAGGUUAGCUUCUCUGUAUAUUAGUUUAAUUUUUUGAUUUGGUGAUUUAUUGCUGGAGAGAAAUUUUUGUCCGUUGGCCUAGAAGAAGAUAUGCAAGUCAUGUGUUAGGAGAGGCCAAUUUAGAUAUUAUCUUCAUAUAAUGGAGGUGCCUGUGGGGUUUUGUGAAAUCUCUUCCUUUAGCUCUUAAAACAUGAAAGUGGAAGAAUUUAAAGCUGGUGGUGUGAGUUAAUUUGGGGAAAUCAAAUGGUGGGGAACUUGGCUAUAAUGACAUGUUGGCUGGUCUGAAUCAUUGAACUUUUGUCUGCCAUUUCUGUUUUGCUUCAUCUUUAUGGUGGGGUCAGUUUCACCUGGGCUUGGUGAUGAGGAUAUAUGCUUGUAUUCUGAAAUGGGCAUCGGCAUGAUUUGAUUAUACCGCAAGUUUCUUGGCCAUUAAAUAUUUGAAGGCUUGACAGGGUCGAGGUGGAGAGAUUUUGGGAGAUUUGGAUGAACAUCUCAAUUGGCAAACCAAGUUUUGUUCAUGGAAUGAUGAUGAUGAGCAGGCACUUGACUAACUAUUGAGUAUUUAUCUAACAGAGUUUGUGAAUUUAUUGAUAGGAAAUUAGGCUAACAUGACCUUGAUUUAGUUUUGAUUAUCAGGGCUAUUGUUUUUGGUUUAGCAUAGAGAAAAUAUCAAAUUUGUUUUUUUUUUUUUUUUUAUAUUGUAGCACAUAUGUAACUCAAGUUACUAGUGUAAAUAAAAAAUUAUUCAGUAUGUAUG
Molecule: messenger RNA, 3383 nt
Organism: Pistacia vera
Lineage: Eukaryota; Viridiplantae; Streptophyta; Magnoliopsida; Sapindales; Anacardiaceae
Product: WD repeat-containing protein 44-like
Exons: 8
Coding region: 226-2346 (706 amino acids)
Molecular function (GO): protein binding
Source: RefSeq, a predicted model, not a curated record